GUGGGGUGAGUAACAGCGUGACACGGGUGAUUAGCAAUGCAAAGCUCCAGUACUGCGCCAUGAUCUGCUCUAGGGAAACAACCCUUUCCUGUGCAACUUCAACCUCUUCUUCUGCUCAGGGACCUCACCAACCGCAGAUCUGGAACCAAAAAUGAACUGGGCGUCGUUUUAUGCCGUGAUCAGCGGCGCGAACCGACAUUCCACCGGCAUUGGGCGAAUUUGGCUGUCUGUCCUCUUCAUUUUCCGGAUCCUGGUUCUUGUGGUGGCGGCGGAGAGUGUGUGGGGCGACGAGAAAGCGCAUUUCACCUGCAACACCCAGCAGCCCGGCUGCAACAGCGUAUGCUACGACCACUUCUUCCCCAUCUCUCACAUCCGACUGUGGGCGCUGCAGCUCAUCAUGGUCUCUACCCCCGCCCUGCUGGUUGUCAUGCACAUUGCACAUCGUCGGCAUAUCGACAAAAAGUUGUAUCGACAAGCUGGCCGCACCAGUCCAAAGGACCUAGAGCAGAUAAAAAAUCAAAAGAUGAAGAUUACCGGGGCCCUUUGGUGGACAUACAUGAUCAGCCUGCUGUUCCGUGUGUUUUUCGAAUCCGCCUUUAUGUAUCUGUUCUACAUGCUUUACCCGGGAUACAAGAUGUUCCGGCUGGUAAAGUGUGACUCGUAUCCGUGCCCAAACAUAGUCGAUUGCUUUGUGUCCCGACCAACAGAGAAAACCGUGUUCACUAUAUUCAUGCUUGCGGUGUCCGGCAUCUGCAUCCUGCUCAACAUCGCAGAAAUCGUAUUUCUUGUUGCAAGGGCAACAAGUCGCCAUCUCAAUAACUCCAAGGAUUCCCCAGUGGGAGCCUGGAUCUCUCAGAAACUGUGCUCCUUUUAGAAGUGCUCGCCCUGUCACUCCCUGAAACCAAAAUAGGGCACUCACUCAAACUCAAACACUUCAUUCACUCAGACACCUAAUGUUAAUGAGGGCUAAUGUAAUUGAUGAUGUUUUUAAAUCUUAUUUAACUCAGAAUACUUAAAAAAAAAUGUACUAUUACUCCACACUAUUUUAGAGCAAUGUAUAAAUAAAUUCAUACUGCUGUAUACAAUUGAAUACUCAUAUUGUACCUAAAAAUACUACAGUGAAAUAAAAUCUUAAUCGUU
Messenger RNA from Cyprinus carpio (common carp), 1140 nucleotides. Its product is annotated as gap junction beta-1 protein-like. NCBI's taxonomy places the organism in Eukaryota, Metazoa, Chordata, Actinopteri, Cypriniformes, Cyprinidae. Gene Ontology annotation, cellular component: connexin complex. Gene Ontology annotation, biological process: cell communication. The record is from RefSeq and is a predicted model, not a curated record.